This is a messenger RNA of Staurois parvus, 310 nucleotides long. NCBI's taxonomy places the organism in Eukaryota, Metazoa, Chordata, Amphibia, Anura, Ranidae. The record is from the annotation of a GenBank genome assembly.
CAUCUACAGUACUUCCUGGACUUAGAUGCUUGGUAUAGAUGAUACAACCACAAAAAACUUGCUAACUGCGCAGGUCUUGGCCGUGUUCACAAAUGUCUUACAUAGAACAACCCCUUGCUGUAGCCCUUCCCCUUGUGACCAGGGGCGGACUGACCAUUUGGAAACUCGGGCACCGCCCGAGGGCCCGGGGUCAGUAGAGGGCCCCAUGAGAUGCCCCUGGGGAUCCUUACCCAAACUCAAAAAAGCCUAUGAAAAAGGUACCAGGGGCAUCUUAUGGGGCCCCCUACUGACCCUGGGCCCUCGGGCAGUG